AUGGUGCCAACACCACCGUUUUUUAAGUUGGCACCGAAACAGACACAAAUUCUACGUAUUCUGAAAACAGAAGGAGGAGUUCCUUUACCUGAAGACAGGGAGUCCUUAUUUUGGUUAAACGUACAGGAAAUACCUCCCAAAGCGGAGAAAGCUGAUGAUCCCAUUUUAUCCAUUGCCUUGAACAGCAGGGUCAAGCUUUUUUACCGGCCAAGGAGUCUUGUUCAGGCGCGUAAUGGCGCGGAGAAAAGGAUGAAACUGAUUCAAAAAAGUGGUAUCACUUUUCUGAAAAAUCCGACACCGUACUAUUUUGCUAUUACAAAGGUAAAAGUAAAUGAUCAUAAUAUCCCCUUGAGUAAGGAAGAAGAAGUAGCUGUUUCUGUAAUGGCUCCGUUUAGUGAAGUGGCGGUGAAAAGCAUUCCUGCAUAUAUAAAGACGAUAAAUGUUGAAACCAUCAAUGACUGGGGAAACCUAGAGCAUUACUCCCUGAAAGGAGAGUGA
This is a messenger RNA of Cooperia oncophora, 498 nucleotides long. NCBI's taxonomy places the organism in Eukaryota, Metazoa, Nematoda, Chromadorea, Rhabditida, Trichostrongylidae. The record is from the annotation of a GenBank genome assembly.